Messenger RNA from Owenia fusiformis, 672 nucleotides. The record is from the annotation of a GenBank genome assembly. Lineage: Eukaryota; Metazoa; Annelida; Polychaeta; Sabellida; Oweniidae.
AUAUUUGUCCUCUUGUAUGUCGUGCAGUAUUUGACAUUGCACGGGUAAUUGCGGUUGGCUAUGUACCUACCGAUAUUUGUCCUCUUGUAUGUCGUGCAGUAUUUGACAUUGCACGGGUAAUUGCGGUUGGCUAUGUACCUACCGAUAUUUGUCCUCUUGUAUGUCGUGCAUUAUUUGACAUUGCACGGGUAAUUGCGGUUGGCUAUGUACCUACCGAUAUUUGUCCUCUUGUAUGUCGUGCAGUAUUUGACAUUGCACGGGUAAUUGCGGUUGGUUAUGUACCUACCGAUGUUUGUCCUCUUGUAUGUAGAACAUUAUUUGACAUUGCACGGAUUAUUGCGGUUGGCUAUGUACCUACCGAUAUUUUUCCUCUUGUAUGUCGUGCAGUAUUUGACAUUGCACGGGUAAUUGCGGUUGGCUAUGUACCUACCGAUAUUUGUCCUCUUGUAUGUCGUGCAGUAUUUCACAUUGCACGGGUAAUUGCGGUUGGCUAUGUACCUACCGAUAUUUGUCCUCUUGUAUGUCGUGCAGUAUUUGACAUUGCACGGGUAUUUGCUAUAUGCAACUCUCUGUGGUUUGUAGAUGCAGGUUGGAUCAAGGUUCGGCACGUUGGCUUCGGCUGUGUAGAUACAAUGGUAGCACCAAUUCACUCCUUCAACUAUUGGAAAGUCU